GAUAUCGGCCUUCCUGAGGGGAGGGAUAAUUGACAGAUAUGUUUGAAAUGCUUAGUGACUCAGCAGUUAGGUUUCAGGUUUCACUCUGUACAGAAGUAGGUUGACUCUGCCAAGCUGUUGUAUCUGCUCUCUUUGCUUAGAGUGUGCCACUCAUUCUACCUACGCAAAGCUAGCAGGUGCCCAAGAUGCUGCUCCAGCUGCUAAAUGUCCUCUGGGAGGCCGCGUCUCUACGUGUGUUCUUGGUGUUUCUGGCUACGUUCCUGCUCAUUGCUGACUGCAUGAAAAGAAGACGUCCAAGGGAUUUUCCACCAGGCCCUGUGCCCCUUCCGUUCCUAGGCAACCUGCUCAGUUUCAAUUUCCGGAAGCUUCAUAUUAAUUUAAAAAAGUUUGCAGAAAAAUAUGGCAAUAUCUACAGCAUACAGUUUGGAAAUCAGUGGAUCGUGAUUACAAAUGGAUUGCAGUUGGUGAAAGAAGCCCUUGUCCAUCAGGGUGAAAAUUUUCAAGAUCGUGCACAUUCUCCUUUUGCCACUGAACUCUUUGGGACAUUUGGAUUGGUCCACUCUAAUGGAGACAGCUGGAAGCAACAAAGACGAUUUGCCUUAACAACUCUAAGGAACUUUGGUCUGGGGAAGAAAAGUUUAGAAGAACGAAUACAGGAUGAGAGCAGAUACCUUAGUGAUGCAAUUGAUGAUGAGAAAGGGCAGCCAUUUAACCCUCACUUUCAGAUUAAUAAUGCUGUUUCAAAUAUCAUCUGUUCCAUCAUUUUUGGGGAUCGCUUUGAGUACCACGACAGUCGUUUCCGGAAGCUAUUGCACUUAAUUGAUGAGAUACUAAUUGUGCAGAGAAGCAGCUGGACCCAGGUGUUCAGUACAUUUCCAACCUUAAUGAAAUGCUUGCCAGGACCUCUUAAGACAUUGUUUAAAAGCUGGAGAAAAGUAAAGUCCUUUGUAAGAGAAAUUAUUGAAAAGCACAAAGAAGAGUUGAAUCCAUCUGAAACAAGAGACUUCAUUGAUGCUUAUCUCAAAGAAAUGGCCAAGGAGGAUGCUGGUUCUAGUUUCCAUGAAGAAAACCUCUUAUUUUCAACACUCGAUCUGUUUUUUGCUGGGACAGAAACAACUUCCACAACUUUGCGCUGGGCUUUGCUGUACAUGGCAUUUUAUCCAGAAAUUCAAGCAAGAGUUCAAGCUGAAAUAGACUCUGUGAUUGGCCAAUCUCGCCAGCCAUCAAUGGAUGACAGGGACAGCAUGCCCUAUACUAAUGCAGUUGUGCACGAAAUUCAAAGAAUGGGGAACCUUUUGCCUUUGAAUGUGCCCCGGAUGACAACUAAUGAUACAACACUGGCUGGAUUUCGAGUGCCCAAAGGAACAGUUUUUAUAGGCUGCUUGUCAUCAGUGUUGUUUGACAAGGACGAGUGGGAAACUCCUGAUGUCUUUAAUCCUGGUCAUUUCUUAGAAAAUGGUCAGUUCAAGAAGCAGGAAGCAUUCAUGCCCUUCUCUGCAGGAAAGCGAGUUUGUCUUGGAGAGCAGUUGGCUAGGAUGGAACUUUUUCUUUUCUUCACUGCCUUAUUCCAGAAGUUCACUUUCCAGGCUCCAAAAGAUGUGACAUUAAGCCUUGAACCCAUGAAUGGAUUUAUCUUGGUACCACAAUCCUAUAAGAUAUGUGCACUUCCUCGCUAGAGGAAACAAUUUCUGUUAGUGCUUUUCAAAGAAUCAGGGUUUGUUACCAAUAUUUCUUCUCAUAUUCUGUAUGGCCCAGUGUUGAACCAAUAUCAGCAGCCAUUGGAAGAUCUGACUUAAUGGGAAAAGGCACAAUAAAAUCUUCACCAAUC
Molecule: messenger RNA, 1828 nt
Organism: Hemicordylus capensis (graceful crag lizard)
Lineage: Eukaryota; Metazoa; Chordata; Lepidosauria; Squamata; Cordylidae
Product: cytochrome P450 2J2-like
Exons: 9
Coding region: 186-1676 (496 amino acids)
Biological process (GO): xenobiotic metabolic process
Cellular component (GO): cytoplasm; intracellular membrane-bounded organelle
Molecular function (GO): heme binding; oxidoreductase activity, acting on paired donors, with incorporation or reduction of molecular oxygen, reduced flavin or flavoprotein as one donor, and incorporation of one atom of oxygen; iron ion binding
Source: RefSeq, a predicted model, not a curated record